Molecule: messenger RNA, 4398 nt
Organism: Epinephelus moara (kelp grouper)
Lineage: Eukaryota; Metazoa; Chordata; Actinopteri; Perciformes; Serranidae
Product: testis-expressed protein 47
Exons: 9
Coding region: 10-759 (249 amino acids)
Source: RefSeq, a predicted model, not a curated record
GUAGACACCAUGUCCACUGCAAAGAGACAAAGCAGCUUGUCUCGGGGACAGACUGACUGGGAGGAGACAGAGACCAUGUUGGAGGCGCUUCAUGGAGACAUGAGAGAGAGGAUCGUGCUACAGCGGCUGAUAGUGAUUGCUCGCCUCCCCCGCCAUCUUGCUGACAGGACAGAACUGGGAGCUCAUUAUGAGAAACUCAACUUUCAGCUCAGCAAACAGUUCAUCUGGGAUCAAAUGACGGGCCUGCUGCUGAUUUAUCCGUCCUGUCUGCUGCACGUCAUUGAAUCGUCCAGGGACGUUCUGCUUUCUUUUUUGAGAGGUCUUAAAGACAUGCAACAACAGCCAGACGGUGCCGUGCUGGAGGCUCCCAGGGUCGUGUUCAUGGCACAUAACCCUCAGAGCAGGCUGUUCCAACAGUGGAGCUACAAGACUGAGGUGCUGGAUGCAGAUCAGGGGGCGGAGGACACGGGGGUUAAGAGACUUGAGGAAGAGGAGGAGAGCACAGAGAGUCUGGUUUGUACGGUCCUGUCAGCGCUGCAGCUACUGGGUGAACAUCUGCAAAUAUCUAAAAAGGCCCUGCCUGGUUUGAUGCUGGAGGAGCGUCCGCACCUGAUCGUCUCUCAGGACGUUCUCAACAAGCUUUUGACUCGGGACGACUUACAGACGCCACAACAACACCUACAGAUGUACAACUCACCAUUAAACAUCAGCAUGGACUUCGGACGAGUUAGACGAAGCAGCUGCCUCACCAGAGUUUAACAUUUUGGGCAAAAGGUCAAAGAAUGUGUUUGGCCUUCACCAAAGCACCGAGGAUGUGACUGAAGCAGAGAGAAAUCACUGCGACAGUUUAAUACCAACAUUUAAUGUACCGCAGGACUCCUCUGGCAUUUCUUUUUGUUGUUUCUUUCUGCUCCACAUGAUUUUAUAUAUGAAACUUGUUUGAAGCAAAGAAAAGCACAGGAAGUCCAAGUAAUAUAAAAAAACAUUUUUAAUAGUUUCAACAUUCGGAUGAGGUUAAUUUAUUUCUAUUUGACUGUACACUGUGUUCCACUUGGUGACCAGGAGAUAGCAUGUCCAAGAAAAAGGCAUUUCCUCUUUACUCCAGACUUUAAAGAGUCGGCAGCGUCACUACAGUUUGACACAAAGAAAGAUUCCUUGCUCACUUAUGUGUUCCCUUUUUAUUUUGGCCCCCGUUACUUGGAACUUAAGCAAAAAAGAAAAAUCAAAGAUGACUGGAGAUGUACUUGCACUGGCUGCAUGCACCACAUUGUAAUCUAUAAACUACGUGUAAAAACAAACCUGUAUGCAGCACGUUUUUUUUUCUGUUUGCAGUGUGAAGUCACAGGAACUUUUCAGGAGAUUUAAGUCUGCUACAGCAAAGUACUUUAGAGCAUAGACGGUGUCACUGCCGUCAUGUUAGCUGAUGGAUUUCCUGACAGUGGUCUGAGCCAGAUGUGCUUUUCCUAUUUGCUCUAGAUAAAAAGGGUGAAAGGUGCCGUAUGAGUGUAACACAGGAGAGACAUGGUGAAACAGUAAAUCAUCAGUGUUUCGAGUCGAUGGAGAGUUUGACUAAAAAAACGUAGAGGGCAGCACUUUUAUAAAGGUCGAUCUAUUCACUUAUAAAAAAUAAAUACAAGCACAUUUAUAUAGGACCAAAGAUGAGACAUAUUUCAUAGGCAUGGUUAAAAAGCAUGCUGCCGAGUUUCACACAGGACAAUGUCGAAUCAAACGCCGCCCCCCUCCCUCCCCCCUCCCUCCCCAAAAUUGGUCAUAACACACUUUUUAUCAAAUACCCCACCACCUUCUUUUACUUGAAACUACACACACAAUCCGCCUGGAUCACGACCUCUGAGGUGAACAUCGUCUACAUUCCACCUACUCAUGUAAAAAACAAAAAAAAAAGGCCUUCGUAUUUUAGAGCUCAAAGGUCAUGCUUGCAAAAGCUGUAAUACUGGAAUCUGUCUCCCGACUGUCUCUGCUCGACAGAGUUAUUGUUAAUAAAGUUGUGUUUGAUGAACACCGUAUGUACAAACCUUAAUCUGAAACCUUUAGUACAAAACGAAGAGCAGCACACUGUAACACAGAAAUCAGACAAAGACAGGACAGACCAUUCACCUCAGCACAGCCAAAUUCAGACAAUAACUUGUUUUAAAAAAUCUGUUUUACAGUCAGCGUUAAGUUUUUCUUUUAAUAUUAAAAUUUUAAAUACUACGGUGGCCAGCGAGGGCUAAUGCGCUACAGCGGACCAAAACAUUUCCAUCAGGAGAAUCAUGGUGCAGCGUCAGAAAUACAAAGACUAACGAAAUGUGCUACAGAAACAGCAAAACACGCUGCAGAUACAGAAACCAUGCAAAGUCAAAAAACAACACAUAAAACCCAGAGAACAGACGCAACAGAGAAACGCUGCAUAUCCAGUCAACACAAUGGAAGUCCUCCAGGCCUCCAGGCCUCCAGGGGAGGGCCAAGUGAAACACACGAAAAUGUUUGUUUUUGAAGCAGGAACAAAACUGGAACAUGUUUGUAUUCUUUGUACAUUUGGCCUCAGGACUCGUCUCCACAUAGCUCUGUAUAGGUUUGCAAGUCAACUGGAAGUCCAUUCAUUCCUAUGAGACCUGGUUCUCACGGUCAUGGAAAACCUGGAAAGUCAUGGAAUUUCACAAUCACAUUUUCCAGGCCUGGAAAAGUUAUUGAAUAAGUAAAAACCAUUGACAAUUGUGGAGAAGUCACGGAACGCUGUCACGGUAAUCUUCCAUAGAUAACCUUCAGUGUGACGUAACAUUACGUAACAAAUUUAUUUUGUGAAGCCGACGACGCAACGAUCGAAAUGUGACAACGUUUUGUUCACCAUCACAUAGAUUUCUUCUUGUUCGCCCAGCGCUGCGUCUCUCCCUUCAUUUGUGCCCACUAGCUGAAACUGUGUUUGAAUAGAGCUUGAGUCUGACGUGUUUGAAAAACAUUAUUAUAUGUCCUUGAAAAGUCUUGGAAAAAUUUUGAAAUUUUGUCAAUGAAAAAGUGGGAACUCCGACGAGAACCUCCGUGAUCUCUGAUGAGUUUACAAUCAAUCAAUCAAUCAAUUUUAUUUAUAAAGCCCAAUAUCACAAAUCACAAUUUGCCUCACAGGGCUUUACAGCAUACGACAUCCCUCUGUCCUUAUGACCCUCACAGCUGAUCAGGAAAAACUCCCCAAAAAAACCCCCCUUUAACGGGGAAAAAAGACGGUAGAAACCUCAGGAAGAGCAACUGAGGAGGGAUCCCUCUUCCAGGACGGACAGACGUGCAAUAGAUGUCGUACAGAACAGAUCAGCAUAAUAAAUUAACAGUAAUCCGUAUGACAGUACUCCUUCUGUUUUUUUUUUUUUUCCAGUCCAGAAUUUGUGUCAAGUCAGUUUUGAACUUUUGCACAAAUUUGUGUGAACAUCGUGCCACAGGAAGUUAGCAUGAAAACGAUUAGCUAACAGACUGAUAAAUAUACUACAGCUCUGUUCACACAUGUUUUGUGGAGUGACAAGUUUUGAUGGCAUGCUUAGCUAGCUAACACUGAUGGUAUGCUAGCUGUGUGACAUAUAGAUUGCACGCUUCGUGGUUCAUACGUCUCUGAACAAAAUAUUUCAGUAAACUGGCUGCACAGCUGACAGGCCGACCUUAACGCUUAUUUGUCGACAUGCAUUUGUCUCUGUAUUGCUCCUUGUACAUAUUCUAUUGAUUGGACGGCAACGAAAACAUUCAAAUGAACUUUUCCAGCGUUUCUGCAGUAGCGUCUUUAUCUCUAAGUAAAGGGAUGCAUUUCCUCGUGUCAACAACGAUACAAAAACAUGGACACAAACAACACUGUAGAAACGAGGCACAAGUUUUUCACAAUUUUAUGAAAGAGCAAGAGAUUUACGUAGCUAGCAUAAGUAUGUAAGUGCGUUGCAUGCUAACACUAGCUACAUAAAUCUGUUGCAGUUAUUUAAGCUGUUUGUGAGUUUUUCGACUUUGCCUUGUUUCUGUAUUUGCAGCGUUUUCUAUUUCUUUGGCUUUUUGCAACAUGUUCUUUCAUUUGCAGAACAUUUCAUUUGAACUGGCAUCUCGUCAGAGCUGCACCAUGUUUCUCCUGUUGGAAAGGUUUUGGGCCGCUGUAGAGCACUGGUCAGCCACAGUAAACUGGUGACAGCAUUUCAUGCUAUAUUCAUUUAAACUCAGCUGGAGAAUCUGAUUGAUUAAUUGGUAUGGAUUGUAUGGACUGUUUUUCAAAGCAAACAUUUUCUGGGACAAUAAACCAAAGAUUGAGAAAACAAUCAGAUUAAUUGAUAAUAAAAAUGAUCAUCAGUUGCAGCCCUAAAUUGUAGAAAACCUCCUGUAGUUUUUUUGCAUGUUCUAAUUCACAUUUUUAACAUCUACCUUAUAUCUAACAUGGAG